Gilbertella persicaria is the source of this 576-nucleotide messenger RNA. RefSeq lists its product as uncharacterized. The transcript is spliced from 4 exons. The record is from RefSeq and is a predicted model, not a curated record. The coding region runs from base 1 to 576 and encodes 191 amino acids. NCBI's taxonomy places the organism in Eukaryota, Fungi, Mucoromycota, Mucoromycetes, Mucorales, Choanephoraceae.
AUGGUUACGAGAUUCCCUACAAUCUCGCCACCACCAGCAGUUGCUCCAGUUGAUAUAGUUGCCGUUUUUUUGGAGUCUCAGUUUCAAGGAUCUGACUUUUCUAACCGUUAUGUUUUUGUACUAUUAGUACAGCAAAGAGAUGCUAUAGACGAACAAGUUAGGUCAUUCUCACCAGAUAUUUCGGUUGGAGCAGCAUCUCCCCUUGAAAGCUAUGACCGACCAGAACAAGACCCCAGCGACUCGGAAAUCGAGUCGUCUUCUGACAACGGCUCUGAUAGCACGUACCGAGUUGAUCCUACGGAGUACCAUGAUAUUCAGAGAGCGUAUCUUUCAGAGGCUGCACCACCAAUGAAUAACGACCACAUCUCGGAGACCAAUUUACAGAAUUUUUUGUUAAUGUAUUCUGAAAACUCAACCAGCACUCUUCAAGAUGCUAUAAAUUUUGCAGUAGAGGGAUCAGAUACAUUAGGUCAGAAACUACGCAUAGUACAGGAUGACUCCCUUCUCGAAAAUGGUACACCAAACGAAAAAAUAGCUAGUAUUGAUGCUAUCAUUGUGGGACCAACAAAUCUAUAA